AUGGCUUUCUUGACCAACAAAAGAGCCUCCUCCUCCUCUUCCUCCUCCUCUUCUUCUUCCACUCACCAGAGCUAUGACGUUUUCUUAAGCUUUAGAGGUGAAGAUACCCGCUAUGGUUUUACAAGCCAUUUACAUAAAGUUUUAUGUGAUCAAGGUUUUAACACCUUCAUUGAUGAUGACCUUAAGAGAGGAGAAGAAAUUUCAAUAGAACUUCUUAAAAUCAUUGAAUCAUCCACUGUUUCAAUCGUCGUGUUAUCUAAAAACUAUACUUCUUCUACUUGGUGUUUGGAUGAACUUGUCAAGAUUCUUGAGUGUAGUCAAAAGGUUUUCCCUGUUUUUUACAAUAUAGAUCCAUCAGAAGUACGUAAACAAAAGGGUGAGUUUGGAGUAGCUUUAACAAAACAUGAAGAAAUAUUCAAAGAUGAUAUUGACAGGGUGCAGAAUUGGAGGAUAUCACUAAAUAAAGUUGGUAGUUUGUGUGGAAGGCACUAUAAGAAUGGCGUCACUGAAUCUGAAUUUAUCCAAAAAAUUGUUGAAGAUAUACCAAGAACUAUAUUAAAAUGCACGCCAGUAUCUGUUGGCGAACGCCUUGUUGGAGUAAAACCUCGUGCCAAGGCCGUAGAAUUGCUUUUAAGUAUUGAGUUAAAUGAAUUUCGCAUGGUAGUGAUUCAUGGCCUUUCUGGAAUAGGUAAGACUACAAUUGCAAAAGCAAUUUAUAAGAGAAUUGCUAAUCAUUUUGAUAGAAGCAUUUUUUUAGAGAAUGUUAGAGAAACUUCGGAGACAAAGGAUGGCAUUAUCAAACUACAAGGUCAACUUCUUAAAGAGAUUUUAGGGGAUGAAAAUUUGAAAAUUCACAGCAUAUCCGAAGGAAUCAAUUUGAUAAAAAAGGGACUUCGUUGUAAAAAGGUUCUUUUAAUUCUUGAUGAUGUGGAUACAUUGGGAAGAAUAAAAAAUUUGCUUGGAGAUUGUAAUUGGUUUGUUUCAGGAAGUAGAGUCAUUAUAACAACAACAACAAAUCCACAAUUUUUAGCUACUCUUGGAAAAGUUUGUACAACUUAUGAGGCCAAGAAAUUAGAGAACCAUGAAGCUCUUCAACUCUUUGAAAAGCAUGCCUUCCUUGGAAAGAAACCCGAUAAAGAUUAUUCAGAACUUACAAACCAAGUUAUACGAUAUGCCCAAGGCCUUCCAAUAGCUCUUAUAAUAAUAGCUUGUGAUUUGUGUGAAAGAACUAAACAGGCAUGGGAAAUUACAUUAGAUAAGUAUAUGAAAAUUCCCAAUGAAGACAUUCAAAAAGUACUUAGAGUAAGUUAUGAUGGACUAGAGGAAAUAGUACAAGAUAUUUUCCUUGAUAUUGCAUGUUUCUUCAAGGGAUGGAAGAAGGAUUAUGUUGUAAAUAUACUAAAUGCUAGAGAUUCACAUCCAGGUUAUGGUAUUCAAAGACUUGUUGAUAAGUGUCUCAUUAUUGUGGAUCAUGAUAUACUGUUAAUGCAUGACCUGAUACAACAAAUGGGUAGAGAAGUUGUUCGACAAGAAUCACGUAUUCUUGAAAAACGUAGCAGGUUAUGGCAUCAUGAAGAUGGUCUUGAAGUACUACUUGGAAAUAAGGUAUAA
Molecule: messenger RNA, 1611 nt
Organism: Quercus lobata
Lineage: Eukaryota; Viridiplantae; Streptophyta; Magnoliopsida; Fagales; Fagaceae
Product: TMV resistance protein N-like
Exons: 2
Coding region: 1-1611 (536 amino acids)
Biological process (GO): signal transduction; defense response
Molecular function (GO): ATP hydrolysis activity; ADP binding
Source: RefSeq, a predicted model, not a curated record